This is a messenger RNA of Blepharisma stoltei, 5771 nucleotides long. The record is from the annotation of a GenBank genome assembly. NCBI's taxonomy places the organism in Eukaryota, Ciliophora, Heterotrichea, Heterotrichida, Blepharismidae.
AUGUCGAAAAUUUUGAAAUCUAAUGAGAAUGAGGCCAAAGAUCUUCACAAAUUCCUUUCUCAAUCAUUAUUUUCAAGUAAAUUCAAGAAUUAUUUUUAUUCUUUUUUUGGCCAACUUUUUAAAGCACACUAUAACAGAAAUACAAGACCAAGUCUCCAACUUAGUUAUGAAAUUUUCAUCAAUGCUGUUUACACUCUUCAGGUAAUUUCACUAGCAUGACAUCCAAAUAUGUGGGUUAAAGGUUGGAGCUCAUAUAAUUUAAUCUGAUAUCUGAUGGGGUGGACAAGCUAUGACAGCAUCUGUGCAAGUUUCGAUAUCAUGAAUUUUUGUUUUUAUGGGACAAUUUCUCUGAUUUCAAUUUGUGUGAUGUCGUUUACAGUCUUCGGAAUUUUUAUUUAUUUAAAAAAAAAUCCUCCAACUUAUAUAUCAUUCUGAACUCGCAAAAUUGCUGUGCUACUUACAACAUAUUCUCUUAUUCCGAGUACUUUGAUUUUAUUAGUGGUAGCAAAAUACUCAAUAAUUGAUGCUCGAAAAGUUGAUGAAUAUGGUGGCUUACCUGCCUCGACACUUAAUUUUGGACUUCCAGGUGUUUUUUCAGCAGUAUUUGGCUUAGUAGUUUUGAUUUCAAUUAACUUUUAUUUAGAAUACUUUUCAUGUGAUAUCAACCACUUAAACCCAGAAAAAAAUAUUAAAUCGAGAUCGCAUUCUCUAUUAGACUUACAAAUAAGGCUGUUUUAUUUCCUCUCUUGCGUUUCAUUUGUGCUUUUUAUCAAUGAAAUAGUUUAUAUUCAUCAAUCAUUUUUGUUUUGCUACUCUAUUUUUGUGUGUUAUAAAUCAUUAAAAGUUUUGCAAUAUUAUAAUGUUCUGGAAAACAUAAUAGUUGCUUGUAAGUUGAGCAUGAUUUCUUCGACAUUAUCGUUUUUUAUUUUUGGAGAGCUUUUAAAUAGCGCUACAAUUAUUAUUGUCUUUGCAGUUUUUCUACAGCCAGCAAUAUUUUUAAUUACAAUCAAGUUAGUUAAGCGAAAUUAUAAAAAGCUUGGAAAUAAUAUAGACAGGCCAAGUAACCAGUUUGAAUUUGAAAGAAAAUUCAGAUAUUUAUUAACUGAUAAAGACUGUGAGGAUAAAUUUAUGGUGCUUAAUUUAUUCAAGAAUUAUUGGAAUGCAAAUCAAUUUCGAAAGGAUAAGAUUUUUGUGAUAUGAGAAUUUAAUUACUGUCUUUUCAUAAUAAAAGAUGAAAGAUUAGCGAGGGUAAAAUUGUCGAAAAUUGCUAAUGCAGAGAAUUCGCUUGAAGGAGAAAUUCAGGAAUGAAGGAUUUUUACAUGGCUCGUAAAUAGAAACUGCAAAGCUUUUCCUGAAACAAGCUAUUUAGAAUUUUUAAAAGAAUACAGUAGAAUUAAAACUCAAGAUGAAGAACUUUGCUAUGCGCUAAUAGAGCUUCAGAUCGAAAUUUCUUUGAAAGCUCCAAGAAUACAUAAAAUUGUGAAUCUAUCAAAUAGGGCUACAAAUUAUGUAAAAUCCCUUUCAAGAGAUUUUAAAGCUCUUGUUGAAAAGUAUAAAAAUAUUGAAGGUCUUGAACUAUAUGGGAGUUUUCUAGAAAAUAUUUCAAAUAACCAUGAAGAAGCAGGAAUAAUAAACAGAAAAAAAAAUGGAUUGAAACUUAAUGGCCAAUUUGCUGAUAUAAAAAGUUUAGAAAACUAUGGAAAAGAUGUGCCAUUAUUAUUGGUUUCUUGCUUUGAUUGUAAUAUUAUGUAUCUAAAUGAAAAAGCAUCACUAUUACUGAAAAGUUCAAUAGGAAAUGUAAUUGGGACUUCACUGCUAAAUUUCAUUCCUCAUCCUUUUGACUCUUGCCACUUACUCCCCCCCUCCGUGAGUGAAGAAGAAAAAUCUAGUUCGCUCACGGAGGGGUUGAUUAUUAAUUUUAUAAUUUUUUUUUUCGAAAUUUAAAAAAAUCCCACUUCACAAAAAUUGGAAAGCAAAUAUUAAUUUAUUUAAUAAAAUUUAUGCUUUAAAACGCAAUUUGUUUAACAUAAAACAGAGUUAGCUCAAGAUUUCAUUAUAAUAAUUAUCACUUAUAUAUCAAAUUUUUGUUUGCUGACGGAUGGUUUUUGGGUAAAAAAUAGAGAUUUUUAAAAUGGUUUUGUUCGCUCACAGAAGGGGGAGUUAUCAGAAAUUAACGAUUAUGUUCUUACUCCCCCCCUCCGUGAGUGAACAAAACCAUUAGAAAAAUCGCUAUUUUUUGUCCCAAAAACCCACCCUCCGUGAGUGAACAAAAAUUUUUUUAAUACAAAAAUUUUUUAUGGAAAAAAAUUUUGAUAUAUAAAUGAUAAUUAGUAUAAUGAAAUCUAGAGCUAAUUCUGUUUAAUUUUAAACAAAGUGCAUUUUAAAACAUAAAUUUUAUAAAUUAAAUUAAUAUUUGCUUUCCAAUUUUUGCAAAUUAGGAUUUUUUUAAUUUCGAAAAAAAAAAAGUUUUUUAUAAAAUUUAUAUAUAAAUUUUUUUAAAAAAAAAAUUAACCCCCCUCGUGAGUUAACAAAAUUUCUUUGUUCACUCACUGAGGGGGGGGGAGUUAGCAGCAGCACUAUUGAACUAGCAUCUCAUAAGCAUUUAUUUAUUCAAAAUUCUCAGAGAUACUUAAUUGAGUGUAAUUUUUUAAUAAAAUUAGUGGCAUUUCACAACUCUGCAUAUUUCUUGAUUACUUUUGAACAAAGAAAAGCAACACGCGAAAUUGCAAUAACCUCAGAAGACGGAUUUAUUAUAGGACAUUCUGAGCAUUUCCCCUAUUAUGCUGGCUCUACGUCAAAAAGCUUAAUAGGAAAAAUAUUGUCAGUCGCAAUUCCUGCAUUAGACAUUAAUAAAAUGAAAGCCUAUGAACCUUGGCUAGUCCCUUUUAAUAGCGAAGAAAUUCUUUUCAUUAAAAUGAAAAAACAAAUAAAGUCAACGACAAUAAAUAAGUUCAUAAUCAUUCACGGCGCAUAUGAAAUAAAAAACUGAAAAGAAGAACUGGAUGAGGACCAUUUUAUUAAUUUUGCUGGCCAAGACGUUGAUUAUGACAAUGAAAAAUAUAAAAUAGAUGCAAUUCGAAGAAGUUCAAUCAAAACUCAACUUCUAUCACCUACCAGCAUGUAUAGGAUUUUCCCAUGGAUGGAGCUAUAUUGGCCUUGAUUUUCCCACUGGAAAAAUUUUUUGUUUUGACCAAACCAUAUGGUGUUGGCGAACCAAAAAAUUUUUCCAGUGGGAAAAUCAAGGCCAAAACAGCGCCAUCCACAGGAAAUUGCAAUAUCUUUUACAAAAAUCUUCAAACGAAGCAGAAAUUUAUUCAAAUAAAAUAAAAAUAACUUCACGACAAAAUGAGGAUAAAAAAUUAUAUUCUGAUGAUUAUUCAAAAUCUUCAGCAGGCCACAAAUUUUCAACUAAAGCUAAAAGUUUACUAGUAGAAUCGAAAAGAAAAAUCAAAGUCUUGCAAGCUGUACUAUUCCUUGUGGUAAAAAAAAAUUAGGUAUUUUCAAGUGUAGCAACAAUGGCAGCUAUUUUAGGAUAUAUGAUUAUUGACGUAUCAUUAACAACGUCUCUAAGCUCAUUCAAAAACAUAGGACAGCUUAUGUAUGACCUUGGGAUGUCUUAUGAUCAAGCCAGAAAUAUCGACUCACUGAUAAUGAGUAAUCCACUUAAUCAACCAAUUGAUAUUUUUAUAGCUAACCUAGAAAAAGUGAUUGUAGAGUUAGAAGAUGUCCAAAAAGUCAUUUUUGAAAAGUUUGACCAGUGGAAAUAUUGCAAGAGUUCAGAAAUUGUCACAAAUCCCGCAAUACCUUUAGUUUACUUUGAUAGCUCUGAGCCAAAAGCAAAAUAUUUGAAUUUAUAUGAUGCAAUAUCAGAAAUAAUAUUAAAUGUAAUUUCUAUAUAGUCCAAAAGUAUGAUUAAAGCUGUAUCAGCCAAUGAAUCUUACCUCAAAUAUCUCAGAUUUGUAUUAACUAAUAGUCCUGGAUAUCUUUAUGACCAAGCCAAUUCAAUGAUGAAUGAUUUCGUAGAUUGUGAAAUAGAAAGAUUAAGAACUACAAGCCUUUAUAUAUACACUCUUUUGAUAUUUGGAUUUUUAAUACUUGGGGUACUGGUUUUAGUCGUUGUUGGAUGCAUUAUUAUGACAUCAAAAAAAUAUGAUGAAUUUUGGAAUUUUAUUUUGAAUAAUGCGCAGUCCUCGUUAGCCAAGCUUAAGAGUUCAGCUAUUGAUAGACUCGUUCUCAUUCAUGGAAUUGAUUAUAGUGAGCUGCAAUGAAUUAUUUAUGAAUUUAAUUAAUUUAUUUAAUUAACUCAUACCUAAAUUGAAGAGAAAACUUGGGAACAAAUUAAUAUAGUACAAUUUAUAGCUCAGAAUCAAAUAUUGAUAUAUCGGGAAAUCGCUUAAAAAGAAAAGUAAAAACUUCUGUGUAUAUGCAAUAUAUUAAAAGACUUAUGAUUUUUUUUAUGGCUGCUACUUCUUAUUAUCUCUUGAUUACCAUUUAUUUAUAUCCAAAAUGUGAAGAUUUAAUGAUAAAUCGUCCAAGACUUCUUAGCAACUUUAGUAUAAGACGAUCCAAUCUUAGAAUAUUAGCAAUUUAUUCUAGAGAAAAUACUUCUCAUCAUUUCAUGAGAAAAGUUCCACAGUAUAUUAAUUUUCCCACUCCCUGGUCAAACCUUAAUAAAGCCUCAAAUAUUUUAAGGGAGAAAAAUAAAGAACUCAGAAAUAGUGAUAUGAAAAAUGUAAUGUCACACGAAUUAAGAAAAAGAAUAUAUGAAAAAGUUGACUCUGACACCAAAAUUUUAGAUUAUGGGACAGAGGCGGCUAUCAAUGCUGUUAUAUUUGAUUGCGAAAAUCGGGCAUUUUACACAGCAUCACCCAUAGCAACAAUUUAUGCAUUACUUACAAAUGUCAUGAAAAUUCAAAGCGAAGUAAAUCAAGAGUUUUUAUUGGCAGAUCGUGACUCAAAAAAUCUCAUAAAUGAUAAUUUAUGCCUAUGAGAGCAGACAUUGCAAUUGGGUAUUUUAGAGAUCAUAUUAUAUAUAAAAGAAUUGCGAUAGAAUAUUUUUUGAAUAUUAAUAUAAAAGGACAUAGAUUUUAUUAUAUUUAUAACUGCAGUAUAUUCAACAGCUUUGCUUCUAUUAUACUUUUGCUAUUACUUGCCAUACUUUAAUUAUCAAAUUAACCAUCUUGAUCGGAUCUCAAUUCUCGCAGAAAUUUUGCCAAUUGAUAUGGAAUAAUUUUAGCAUACUUAAAAUGGCUUGACAAGCCGGCAUACUAUCUUUAACGUCUGUAGCCUGACGGGUGUCUGGAGAUCUUGUGAAAGAGAGAGUUGCGUGAUAUAAGAGUGUCCGGCCAGGUUUUUCUUGGUCUGGUUGAGCGCAAUGUCGGGCUGAUCGACCACAGGCUCACAUUCUGGGCAAGAUUUUUCCUCUUGGAAUGGAAAAGGGAUAGCCCAGCAAGGCCAGAAGGCGUUUGCUUGGCCUAUCGGCAAUUUCUCAAUGCGAUACCAGGAGUAGUGCCCUAGGCUCCAAGUUUCAUUUGGACCGACAGCCUGAUAAGGAAAUUCAUUUUUUGAAUUUUAGGAAAGGUAGGCACAGUGAAUCAGCGUCUUGACCUCUGGGUUGCGAGUGCAAACUCUCGUCCUUAGUGUCUAGCACAUGCCUUAGGCCAUAUAAUCAGAUUAUCGAGCAGAGAGUGAAGUAAAGAAAGUAACGGGGAAAGCCAACACAGCUGGGGCAGGAGCUAAUCUAUAAUAAUCUAAGUUAAGAUACAGAAUAG